AAAUCGCCUCUGAUCAUUGCUGAGAUGUUUCUACACCUUGACUGGAGUCCCCUGUGGAAAAGGUUAUUGAUUGGACAUGGUUAAAGACACACAGUUCUCUACAGAAGGUCUCACAGCUGACAAUGCAGAUCAGAGCAAACCACAAGCCAUGACGUCAGAGGAACUGCUGCAGAACUCAGGAUUGGUGUAGAGAUCUGGAGAAGGUCACACACACACACACAUUACAGCUGCACGUGGAAUGCUUGGGGGCACGCGCGGCUUUCUGUCCUCGUUGGCGUCCCGUAGCCCGCUGUGACGUCAGAAGCAUCAUGGCGGCGAAAGCGGGGAAGCAGCAGAACCGUGUGGGGAGGAAGAGCGGCUCCGGGGAGCAAGAUGAGGAGGAACAGCCGCUUCAGGCCGUGCUGGUGGCCGACAGCUUCAACCGAAGAUUCUUCCCCAUCACUAAAGACCAGCCCCGGGCUCUCCUCCCCCUGGCCAAUGUCUCCAUGAUCGACUACACUCUGGAGUUCCUGACGUCUACAGGUGUACAGGAGACCUUCAUCUUCUGCUGCUGGAUGUCCAACAAGAUAAAAGCUCAUCUGCUGAAGUCGAAGUGGUGUCGUCCCAGCUCCCCGAACACGGUCCACAUCAUCACGUCGGAGCUGUACCGCUCUCUGGGAGACGUGCUGAGGGACGUGGACACCAAAACCCUCGUCCGCUCAGACUUCAUCCUGGUGUACGGAGACGUGGUGUCCAACAUCGACCUGUCCCCCGCCCUGCAGCAGCACAAACUGAGGCGUAAUCAGGAGAAGAACAUCUCAGUGAUGACAAUGAUUUUUCGAGAGUCGUCUCCUGGAAACCGAACUCGCUGUGAUGAGGAUGAUGUCAUCGUUGCUGUAGAUACCAAGAGUAAUCGAGUUCUUCACUAUCAGAAAACACAGGGGCUCAACAAGAUCCACUUCCCCAUGAAUAUUUUCCACAGUGGCAGUGAGGAGUUUGAUAUCCGUCAUGAUCUGCUGGACUGUCACAUCAGCAUCUGUUCCCCACAGGUGGCUGAACUCUUCACUGAUAACUUUGACUAUCAGACCAGGAACGACUUUGUACGGGGCAUUUUGGUCAACGAGGAGAUUUUGGGGAAUCAGAUCCACAUGUACGUGAGUAAAGACAGCUACGGCGCUCGCGUGUCCAACCUGCACAUGUACGAUUCAGUGUCCUGCGAUCUGAUUGGCCGCUGGGCGUAUCCCAUCACCCCCGAGGCGAACUUCUCAGACGAGGAGGGGCGGAGCUGCACGCACUCACGCCACAACGUUUACAGGGAAGUGGGCGUUGGCCUGGGACACGGCAGCCUGAUGGAGGAGAACGUUCUGAUUGGACGAAACACUGUGAUCGGCGCUAACUGCAGCCUAUCAAACACUGUGAUCGGGGCCAACUGUCUCAUCGGAGACGGUGUGGUGUUGGACAGAGCGUUUAUCUGGAACAGUGUUCGUAUCGGUGACGGUGUGACGGUGCGUCAGUCUGUGAUCUGUGACGGUGUGGAGGUGAAGCAUGGAGUCUCACUCAAACCGCAGUGUGUCCUUGCCUACAACGUGGUGGUGGGGCCAGACGUGUCUCUCCCUGAGGGGACGGUUGUGUCUCUUCAUUACCCAGACGAGGAGGAGGAGGAAGAUGAUGAGGACGAGUUCCUGAGUGAUGAUAAUGACGUCAGUGUCCAUAAAGACAAGACCAAACACAAAGCGUAUAACCCUGCUGAGGUGGGUGCUGAGGGGCAGGGCUACCUGUGGAAGAACAGCAGCCUUGAUGAUGCAGAGGAGGAGGAGCUAACACAGUGCAUCUGGGGGCUGGUUCUGAAGUCCAAUCCUGACACUGAGACGGAGAGUGAGGCCAGUGAGGGGUCACAUGACCCCGGGAGUCGCUCGGAGUCACCUGAGCUCGACGAUGUUAAAGUGUUUCAGAACGAGGUUCUCGGAACUCUGCAGCGAGGUCUGGAGGAGAACAUCAGCUGUGACAAUCUGGUUCUGGAGAUAAACUCUGUGAAGUAUGCGUAUAAUAUCUCCCUGAAGGAGGUGCUGCAGAUUCUCACUAAAGUGGUUCUGGAGUUUCCUUUCCAACAGCAUGGAGCUCAGAUCAGUGCAGCCCAGUACUCCUCCAUCCUGCUGCCGCUGUUAAAGAAGUGGGCUUCAGUGUUUAAAAACUACGUGAAGCGAGCUCAGGAUCAAACACACUGUAUCUCCACUCUGGAGGAGGUGUUCAUAGAGCAUGACGCAUACUGGCCCGCCCUUGCCAAGGUGCUGAUGAGUGUUUAUCAGUUGGAGAUUCUGGAUGAAGACUCCAUCAUGCGCUGGUUCUCUCAGGGACCUCAGACAGAGCGGAGCAGAACCCUGCGCAAGAACCCUGGGCUGCUGAAGUUUAUCCAGUGGUUAGAGGAGGCUGAGGAGUCUUCAGAGGGAGACUAAACACCAUGUCACUCUGUGUGUGUGUGUGUGUGUGUGUGUGUGUGUGUGUGUGUGUGUGAGAGAGCAUCAGAACUGACUAACUCAGUAAUUGUGAAUGCUAAUAGGGACCCAGUGUGUUUAUUAGCACUUACUACUGCUUGUGUAAAACUGCUUUAGCUGCGUGAGUAGUUACCUUGGACACGACCUUUUGACCUUGCUGAUCUGGGAGGUAGCUAUAACAUGAUGAUGUAAUAUUCCAACAUUGUUUGUUUGGCAGAUGUGAGAUGUAUGUAAAGACUGGAAUGAAA
Silurus meridionalis is the source of this 2719-nucleotide messenger RNA. RefSeq names its product eukaryotic translation initiation factor 2B, subunit 5 epsilon (gene eif2b5). Gene Ontology annotation, molecular function: guanyl-nucleotide exchange factor activity; translation initiation factor activity; translation initiation factor binding. NCBI's taxonomy places the organism in Eukaryota, Metazoa, Chordata, Actinopteri, Siluriformes, Siluridae. The coding region runs from base 309 to 2432 and encodes 707 amino acids. The transcript is spliced from 16 exons. Gene Ontology annotation, cellular component: eukaryotic translation initiation factor 2B complex. Gene Ontology annotation, biological process: biosynthetic process. The record is from RefSeq and is a predicted model, not a curated record.